GCUAUUCGCUUGUACUUCAAUGCUAUCAAGCUGAUAUUGACUUAUAUCAUUUAAUUUUGUGGUUGCACAUCUGGCUAGGUAUCAGAACUCACAACUGAUCUGUGUACUUACAUUCAGUUAGUAUUAUAGUAAAAUGCUGAUGCUGUUUCUGUUUAGGCAUAUGGCACUUAGACAGACUUGGGAGCAUAUUGUACCUACUUACUCUGUUAUUGCUGGACGUCGUUCUUUGUCUGUUAUAUAUUAUUGUGAUUGGUUGUCUUUGAUAAUGUUUUAACUAUUCUUAAUGGACCUUUCAAAUAAUUGAUCACCUGGUGUUGGUAGAGUAGUGACAGCAUCAUCAUACUUCCACCCCACUGCUGAUCCUUAGCCGGAUUGACUUAGUAUCCUUAUUUAAUUGGUUAAGAUCAGACGUGUCAUGUAUUAAGUAACGAAGGUGCCUUGCAUAUUAUUCAUUUACUUCAAAUGCUAUAGAUAUUUUCUCUAUUUCCUACAUUGUUGGUCAACUAUAUAUUGCUGUGAGAGGUGCAGGCAUCUUUCCAACAGUUGUUGAAGAAAUUACAGUGCAGAUCAGCUUUUGCUUUGGAUGUUUGUACCAGAUAGUUUUUCGUUCUGGUGAUCAGACAAACUUGUUAUUCAUUAGGUGCUUGGCUGCAAGUUGCCAUAAGAAUUGUCAGAAGCACAUCAAAUGGUGCUAUUCACGAUUGAAAGUGGUGAUCAUUUCCAAGCUAACGUUGAUUCAGAGAUUCAGCCAGUUGUUGAUCCUGAUCAGUGUGAUCCUGUAGCGGAGACAAAAAAGACAAAAGCAGAUAAAAAGGUAAAACAGAAAAAGAAGUCCGAAUCCGAUGUUGAGGCCGCUAUAGGGAACCCCUGGACUACAGGAUUGUUCAAUUGUCAUGAAGACAGGACAAAUGCGGUUGUUACAGCAUUUUUACCUUGUAUAACAUUUGGACAAAUAGCUGAAGUACUGGACGAAGGAGAAUUAACAUCUCCAUGGGGAAGUUUCAUUUACCUUGUGUUGAUGCCUACACUUUGCUCUCAAUGGAUUAUGGGCUCGAAAUACAGGAAAAAGCUGAGGAAGAAAUAUGAUUUGGUUGAAGCUCCUUACACUGACAAGGUCUCACACAUCUUUUGCUCGAGCUGCUCUCUUUGUCAGGAUUUCAGAGAGCUCAAAAACAGAAAACUUGAUCCUUCUCUAGGCUGGAAAGGUAUCCUGGCUCAACAAAAGGGAGAACAGACUAAAGAUCAGCUAGCACAAACUCCUCCAACAAAUCAGGAGAUGAUCCAGUAAAAUUAGGGGUGGCAAUUCGGGUCAAGGGGUCAGUUUUGGGUUUGGUUUCGGGUCGAUUUCGAGUUGUGUCAAAAAAUAUCAGAAAUAUUGUAAAACUUAAUAUUACUAAAAAAUAUGAUGAAUGGGUCAAAUCAGUUCGAUUUCAGGUCAUUCGGGUUCGGUUCAAGUUUGGUUUUUCAUGCGGUUAAAUAUAUCAUUGGUUUAAUAUUUCGACAUUUUUUGUAUCGAGUUUUUUUAGGUCUCGGAAUCAGGCUCUGAAUCUAUAUGGUGAAGCCAGUUGUCUAAGUAUAGGCUUUGGCACUUCUGUGUCAUCCGGGCAACCUAGUUUAUAUGUUGUUGGAUAAUGAUAGAGUGACCCUAAGGGUUGAUGUAACCCUUUCAAUGUGUAAUUGUGACUCGUUACAAAUGCAUUACCUUAUACUCUCUCCGUAUUUAUUUAA
Molecule: messenger RNA, 1728 nt
Organism: Spinacia oleracea (spinach)
Lineage: Eukaryota; Viridiplantae; Streptophyta; Magnoliopsida; Caryophyllales; Amaranthaceae
Product: protein PLANT CADMIUM RESISTANCE 8-like
Exons: 5
Coding region: 686-1288 (200 amino acids)
Source: RefSeq, a predicted model, not a curated record